CAUCUCUUAUCGUCUUGACAGACGCCUACUGGAGCUCCGUUACCACUCAUUCGAUCUGUCUGUCACCGUGAUUUGCCGUGGUGAUCGCGCAGCAGCACGUCGUCUGUCGAUGCCGUCAAUCAGCAUCGCAUAGCCUCAGCUGGAGUGGAUAACCUUCUUUCCGUAGCGCGAUUCCUGUGCACCAAAAGAGUGCUUCUUAAAAAGGAGCUACACUAUGAGAUGAAGCGAACGGACUGCUGUACUAUAACAAGUCUUGUUUUGAAUUGUCCGGUUUAAAAAGAUCGGUUCGUCUGCUAAUAGCGUCCUUGUCAAGGGGACAGUGCAAGAUCCGCUUAUCUCGAGAUGCAAAGAGAACAUUGGUGGUUCUGGUGAACUUAAUAGUCGCUAGCGUAGAUCGGUUCAGACAAAGAAAAAGUUGAGGUUAUCUGUAAAUACGCGCUGCCAUUCGUGUAGCUGAUUUGCCAUUCGUGUAGCUGAUUGAGUCUGUCUAAUUUCAUUCAUGUGACCAAGAUGCCUCUCUGCGUUCUUAGGACAAAUUUAAGGCAUUCCGCUUUUGGUGAAGAUUUUCACCGGUUAUUCUCAAAAUGCGUGGCUGACGCCCUUAACAAACCCCAUGAGAAGGUCACUGUCGUUCUGGAAAAUGAGGCGAAUAUGUCCCGAGGGGGCAGUAAGGAAUCUACCGUUUGGCUGACAAUUGAGUCAGUAGGCGUGUUUUCUGCAGAAAAGAAUAAACAAAUAAGCCAAACACUUCGAGCGCAUCUCAGAAACUUGAUUUUGGUACCUGAAAACCGAGUUGUGAUCACUCUUCGUGAUUUACCAAAAGACGAGCUGGUCUAAGGAGUCUGGAAACGUACCUAAAUUUUAUUACGCGAACGGCUGUUUACUUUGUCGUCAGGGUUCAAUCAGUCAAUUAAAAAAUUCAAACAAAUAGAAAAUUUUCAUUUAAACGAUUUUACACUAUGUGUACUAUGUUCGAUCUAUAGAUUGUCACCCACAACUAUUAUCUACGCUAUCUUGCAUUGUAGUUAUCUCCUAGUCUAGUUACCUAAAAAGUGCAUCUAUUUAAGGUCUAACACAUGCAUGCCAUAUGAGUAAACCAAAAAUAAGUGAUGACAGAAAACUAUCUUGUUCGGUUGGGUUCGACAUACAAAUAAAUACAAAUAAAAUCGUUUCAAGAGCCACCAGUCUCAUAGAAAAAGGUUUCUGUAGUGACCCACAUGCUAAAAGACCUAUCUGAAAGAAAAAGAUACGUGUCAAAUUGAAGUGACAACAAAUCGUACUUUUGUUACAGAAUAAUGCUUCAAGAAAAAUGUUUGAAGAUCAGAUUCUGCGAGCUUUGUCAUAUCGAGUAAGAAAAUAAACCGAACUGCGGCCGAAAAACAUUU
Messenger RNA from Varroa destructor (honeybee mite), 1385 nucleotides. Its product is annotated as macrophage migration inhibitory factor homolog. NCBI's taxonomy places the organism in Eukaryota, Metazoa, Arthropoda, Arachnida, Mesostigmata, Varroidae. Gene Ontology annotation, molecular function: phenylpyruvate tautomerase activity. The record is from RefSeq and is a predicted model, not a curated record.